UCGGAAGGGGCCUUGAUUUUUCGCGGGCCGUGCUUCAUCAUUCUUCAAGUGCGUUACUGUGUUUCAUGAAAAACCCUAGACUGAGUUUUUAGAUUUUAGAAAGGGUUAAAGCUUGGAGCUUUGAGAGAUGAUCCGUUUCGCGAAGUUGAAAUCUCUGGUGCCAUCUGCAGAUUCCGGCAGCUACCAUUUGCUUCAAAGGUGCUGGGUGAGUGGUACUGCCAAAGGAAAAUCAAAAAUCAAAGCUGGGCAACAGCUGAAGCGCUCCAAAAUCACCAUCAAGAAAGGCGGAGCCGCCUCUUCCAAGGGUGGAGGAGGAGGAGGAGGAAGAAAAAUCUCUCUCGAACAGGAAAAGCUCUAUGACCAAUGUCUAAAUGCUCCUACGCCUUUGCGGUUCCUGAAGCCCAAAGACAGAGAACGCGAGGCCGAGCGGGAGAAGCUGGGGCUCAUCAGCAAAGAGCGCCAACGCGAGAUUGAGAUGAUGAAGAUGGAUAAAUCGAAAUUGGGCGUCUCUGAUUCUCCAUCGAUCAUUGGAACUAUGGGAUUGGAUCUGAUAACGCUAGGUGUGGUCGAUGCAGAUAAGAUCCCGAAGUACGAAUUGACUGUGGAAGAUGGGCGGCGGCUUGCAAAGGAAUACAGUCGGGUGUUGAUGAGGCGGCACCGUGCAAGGCAGGCAGCUGAAUCGACGCUGUUGCAGAUGAAGAAAGAUGCUAUUGAAGCAUUGCCAGAGCAUUUGAAAGCUGCCGCAUUGGUCCCAGAUUUGACUCCGUUCCCAGCGAACCGAUUCAUGGCGACAUUGACGCCUCCAAUAGAAGGCUAUAUUGAAAAGAUCAAUGAAGCAGCGAAGAGGAGUAGCGGGAAAGAGAAGCUUAGAUGAUCAGAGAGAUUACAAUUGGAGCAGUAGAUGAAAACCAAGUUUGUGGUUGCAUUUCCAGAAAGCCACGAAGCAUUGGAUGCCUGGUACAAUAAAAUCUCCUGAGUUUUUGACUCCUGCAACUCCAAGGCUCUUUGAUCCAAAUUCUUGAAGAAAGAUGCUUCCUUUAUUGUUAUUAAUUUUUGGGGGGUUUUGGUUUUAUGUUUCUGGACCGAUUUCGUAGGCUUUACGUAGAAAUAAGUUUUAAAAAUAUCACAAUUUGGAAUAGUAGUAGCUGUUGACUAUUGUCGGACAAAUUGUUUGGAAAAUAACUUUAAAAUGGUAAUAUUACCUAUUUCUUCGUUUACUGUA
This is a messenger RNA of Cucurbita moschata (crookneck pumpkin), 1222 nucleotides long. RefSeq lists its product as uncharacterized. The coding region runs from base 128 to 874 and encodes 248 amino acids. The record is from RefSeq and is a predicted model, not a curated record. The transcript is spliced from 2 exons. NCBI's taxonomy places the organism in Eukaryota, Viridiplantae, Streptophyta, Magnoliopsida, Cucurbitales, Cucurbitaceae. Gene Ontology annotation, cellular component: mitochondrial ribosome; mitochondrial large ribosomal subunit.